AUGGAGCGCCUGCCCGUGAUGCUGGUCCUGCUGGGCGCCGCGCUGGCCCCGGGCAGCGCCUUCAACCUGGACGUGGAGCGCCCGGCCGUCUACUCGGGCCCGGCGGGCAGCUACUUCGGCUUCGCCGUGGACUUCUUCGCCCCCGACCCGUUCUCGACAUUUCUUCUGGUGGGAGCUCCGAAAGCAAACACUACCCAGCACAACAUCGUAGAAGGAGGGCAGGUGCUCAAAUGUAGCUGGAACUCAAACAGGAACUGCCAGCCCAUUGUAUUUGAUUCCACAGGUAACAGAGACUUUGCUCCUGGUGAUCCGCUGGAAUUUAAGUCUCAUCAGUGGUUUGGAGCCUCUGUGAGAUCCCAAAAUGAUAAAAUUCUGGCCUGUGCUCCACUUUACCACUGGAGAACUGAAACAAAACAAGAGAGAGAGCCUGUAGGAACUUGUUACCUGCUUGCUGGGUCAAAAUUUGUGGAGUAUGCUCCCUGCAGGUCAACAACUAUCGAUGCAGAUGGACAGGGAUUUUGUCAAGGUGGAUUUAGCAUUGACUUUACAAAGGGAGACAGGGUGCUGCUUGGAGGACCUGGAAGUUUUUACUGGCAAGGCCAGCUUAUUUCUGAUCGAGUGACAGAGAUUGUGGCAAAGUAUGACUCCAAAGUCUACAGUACAAAGUAUGAUGACCAGCUAGCAACCAGACCUGCCAGUGCUGCUUUUGAUGACAGCUACUUGGGUUAUUCAGUGGCCGUUGGAGACUUCAAUGGUGAUGGCAUCGAAGACUUUGUAUCAGGAGUCCCACGGGCAGCAAGAACUCUGGGCAUGGUGUCCAUUUACAAUGGGAAAAACAUGUCCUCCAUGUACAACUUCACUGGAGAGCAGAUGGCCGCCUAUUUUGGGUAUUCGGUGGCUGCCACAGAUAUCGACGGGGACAAUUACACAGAUCUGUUUAUUGGAGCCCCUCUUUUCAUGGAUCGAAGUUCAGAUGGGAAGCUGCAGGAGGUGGGCCAAGUAACCAUCUGCCUCCAGCGAGCCUCGGGAGGGUUUCAGACGGCAAAGCUGAACGGUUUUGAGAUCUUCGCGAGAUUCGGCAGCUCUAUCGCGCCCCUGGGGGAUCUGGAUCAGGACGGCUUCAACGAUAUUGCAGUUGCUGCGCCAUACGGUGGAGAGGACAAGAGAGGGCUUGUGUAUAUCUACAACGGAGGAGCAAGUGGCUUGAAUGCCAUCCCAUCCCAGAUCCUGGAAGGGCAGUGGGCCGCUCGCACGAUGCCCCCCAGCUUUGGGUACUCGCUGAAAGGAGCCACGGAUGUGGACAAAAAUGGAUAUCCAGACUUGAUUGUUGGAGCCUUUGGUGUUGACACAGCUGUUCUGUACAGGGCUAGGCCAGUUAUUAGAGUAAAUGCUGCCCUGGAAGUUAAUCCAACCAUUCUAAACCCAGAAAACAAAGCCUGUUCACUGGGAGAUGUAAAAGUUUCUUGCUUCAAAGUAAAGUUCUGCUUAAAAGCGGAUGGCAAAGGAAAGCUCCCGAACUCACUCAAUUUCCAGGUGGAGCUGCUGUUGGAUAAACUGAAGCAGAAAGGAGCUAUAAGGAGAGCUCUCUUCCUCCACAGCAAGCAGCCCAGCCAUUCUAAGAACAUGACAAUUACAAAGGGGGGCAAAAUGAACUGCGAGGAACUCGACGCCUUCUUGAGGGAUGAAUCUGAGUUCAGAGACAAGCUGACUCCCAUCACUAUUUUUAUGGAAUAUCGUCUGGAUUACAGAACGGCCGCAGAUGCAACAGGAUUGCACCCUAUCCUCAACCAGUUCACUCCUGCUAAUAUGAGCAGACAGGCCCAUAUUCUGCUGGAUUGUGGAGAUGAUAAUAUCUGCAAACCAAAGCUGGAGGUGUCAGUAGAAAGUGAUCAGAAGCAGAUCUAUAUUGGUGAUGACAAUCCCUUGACCCUCAUUGUCAGUGCUCAGAACCAGGGGGAGGGAGCCUAUGAAGCAGAACUCUUUGUCGUUGUUCCACCCCAAGCAGAUUUCAUCGGAGUUGUUCGUAACAACGAGGCUUUAGCCAGACUGUCAUGUGCUUUUAAAACAGAGAAUCAGACUCGCAUGGUAGUUUGUGACCUGGGCAAUCCCAUGAAAGCAGGAACUAAGCUCUUAGCUGGCCUGCGUUUCAGCGUGCACCAGCAGUCUGAGAUGGACACCUCUGUCAAGUUUGACUUGCAGAUCCGGAGUUCCAACCUGUAUGACAACCUGAGCCCAGUAGCAUAUUAUCAGGCUGACCUUGCUAUUUUAGCAGCUGUUGAAAUUAGAGGUGUGUCGUCCCCUGACCACAUUUUCCUUCCCAUUGCAAACUGGCAGCCGAAGGAGAAUCCCGAAACAGAAGAUGACAUUGGGCCUCUAGUUCAGCAUAUCUAUGAGCUGAGAAACAAUGGUCCAAGUGCAUUCAGCAAGGUGAUGAUGACGCUGCAGUGGCCUUACAAAUAUAAAAACAACACACUGUUGUACAUUAUGCAGUACGAAAUUGAUGGUCCCAUGAACUGCACUUCUGACAUGGAAAUCAACCCACUCAAAAUUAAGAUCUCUGCUUCCAAGGAUGAUGACAGGAACGAGACACUUGGCAGGGAAGACCAUCGUGGCCACCGCAUCAGCCGAAGGGAUUUAGCUGCCGCGGAGGGGGACGUGCACACCCUGGGCUGUGGAACUGCUGACUGUUUAAAGAUUGUCUGUCAAGUUGGCCACCUGGAAAGGGGAAAGAGUGCAAUAUUGUAUCUAAAAUCACGCCUUUGGACCCAAACCUUCAUGAAUAAAGAAAAUCAGAAUCAUUCCUACUCUCUCAAAUCAUCUGCUUCUUUCAGUGUUAUAGAGUUCCCAUAUAAGAACCUUUCCUUUGAAGACAUUCACAACUCUACAGUAGUUGCUACAAAUAUUACAUGGGGCAUUCAACCACAGCCCAUGCCUGUGCCAGUGUGGGUUAUAAUUUUGGCUGUCCUAGCAGGGUUACUGCUCCUGGCUGUUCUGGUGUUUGUCAUGUACAGGAUCGGCUUUUUCAAACGUGUGAGGCCACCUCAGGAAGAACAAGAAAGAGAACAACUGCAACCGCAUGAGAACGGGGAAGGAACAUCAGAAGCUUAAGCAGAGUUUUAUCUGUAAGACAUUCUGAAACGUGCACUUGCCUACAUCUUGGUUACAAAUAUUGGCUUCCCCCUUCAUGAACAAACACUCACCACUGCAGAGCUGCUGGUCUUGGGAGGCAUCAGCAGGUGCAAAACAAGGGCAACACACUUCAAUCCUCCCUCCUGUAUUAACGGCGUUCCCACCUGCCACUAACGCACCUGCACUGACCCUCAAGUGUGAUAAACUCAAGUAAGAGCAGUGCUGGCAUUUUGCUUACUGGGGUACAGGAAAAGUCAUCUUUUCUGGUUCAUCUACUGACUCUCCAUUAAUUGCUACACAGAUUCUGCAUUUGCUCUUGGAGCCAGCAGCCUCCAGAGGUACUGGCUGGAUUACAUGGUUGGUUUUUGUUGGAGUACACUACAUUUCAUUGCCUAGCUCUUGCAAGUCAGUUGCACAAAAAAAAAAAAGAAGAAAAAGAAAAAAAAAGAAUGUAAGAAUGUAGCUUGUUUUACAGUACUGAAGAAUGUUCUUUACCUAAUCAUCUUUAGCUCUGAUGAUGAUUUUUUCCUCUUACUAAAGAAAUAGGAAAUAUUCAGUGGAAUCAUUCACAUCUGAUACCUGUUCUGCACACCUGUUCCCCUGCCUACUCAGUCAUCUGUCUUGUGGUUUCCUUCUAGACCUUACAAAUACUAUUCUGCAGGUCUCUUAUUGUAGGGAUUGAGCCUACAAACACCAAGUGAGUGAUAGAAAUCUGGGGCUGAUGUACAUUCUGUGGGACUUGGGGAAAAGAUUCAGGGCAAGAUUCCAAGACUCUGCUGCACAUUUUCUCAGCGCAGGAUCCAGGUGUUCCAUGGAGUUCUUGACAGCAUGGAUACAUUCAUGCACUGCCAGGGACAAGAUGCUGGGCAGUGGCUGCCAACAGACAUGUCUGAGAAAACCCUUGAUGUCCACAGGUCAAAACUCUGCAGGGUUUGAAGCGAAGGCUGUACAUCAGGAAGGAAGAGAGUGGAACCUGUUCAGUAGGGGAGCUGUUAAUUCCUCACUUUCCCUGCUUGGCCAUGCCCAGGCGCACGAUGGAGUGACACAGGGGCUGUUUAGACUAGGCUCUCUGCCAGCCACAUCCAUGGAUCUGGAUUACACCUGUAUUUUAGCCACACUCACAUCUCCCUCACCUCCUGCCCUCAGAGAACAGUGAGUCAAAUGAAGCAGGGAAGAGCUGGCAGUGCACAAGGGUUUGGAAAGGAAAGGUUGAUCUGGCUUGUUUCAUUUCACUCAUUCAUUGUUUCAUUGGCUUGUUUCACUUGAUUCGUUCAUUGUUUCAGUCACUGCAUGUUUCAUUGCACAAGGCAUUUCAUUGCACAAGACAUUUCAUUACAUUCAAUGCAUUUCAUUACCAGAAAAGACACUAAGUAUUUUGAUUCAUUGUUGUUUUUUGAACAUACCAAAAGGUCAGUGGUUUAAAGCCAUGGGUUUACAUCACUCUCAGCUUAUUUCCCUCCCCAUUGGUAUAGUAAAAGGAAGCUUCCCACACUGAUUGACACAAGAGCAUUGUCUAUGCAUUUCGGUAGACAAGUAACUGCAGAGCAAGAGGUUGUUCAGCUUACAACCAUCGGUUGCACAGAUCCUAGAGUGGACAUACUUAAACCACUACUAAGGUGCCUUCUAUGAGAUGUGUUUAAUUCUCUUUUCCAAAAAGGGAAUAAGUUACAGUAUAAACUCCCUGUAUGCAGCCAGGUACACAAAGGAAGACUUCUAUUGUACUUACGCCAGUGACAUUUCUAUGUAGACAAGCUCUUAAAAGGGCAAAAACUCUGGUUUGCUUUUGUGCCUUGGGGUUUUUGUUCAUAGCUGCAUCUCCCCCAUAAAUACAGCAGUGCCCGCUAAACUCAGAAUUUUCUGAAAUGAGCAGUUUGUUUCAACUCUUAUUUCUGCAUCCUUUCAGAAACUUAAGAUCCACCAAUGGCUUUCGUUGAGUCCAUUCUUACUUGCUGAUCCAUGAUGGCAUCUGAGUCCUUAAGGGAGACAGCACAGGGUCUGGGGGGCCAGUAUGUUCACCAGAUAUAGGCUUGCAUAUUUAUCCAUUUACAGGGCUUGGGUUUAGACAGUUUGUUUAGAUAAAAUUAGUUUACAUGAAAGGGUAUGGGGCAUAAUUCCACUUUCACUGAACUUUGAAGGUCUUCAGUGUGGCCAAUGUUUUAUUUUUGUCUUUGUUUUUAGUAUUGUUACUAGUAAUGUAGUAGAGAAUCAGGAGUCAGGCUUUGAUCCUGGCCUCAAAAUGUGACUUUGAUAGAACAGCAUUUUCAGUUACUUACAUGGGCUUGUGGUUCUCGUGCUUUGUCAGCUAAUUAUCUAUGUGCAAGGAGAUUGUUUUUACCUGGUCUUAAUCUCAGUAGGGUAAGAGGUUUAAGAGACUGCCAGACAGAUUAUAGCACUAAUUCUUACAUGUGUGCUUUCAAUACAUGUACACUCCAUGGUGACUUGAAAUUUAUUAGACUACUUGCAUGUGUAGGCAUUAUGAGGAGAUGAAAAAACGUAUUUAAAAAGAGCACAGUCAAGAUCCCUCCUGCUCACAUGGACAGGAUAACAUAGCAUUGCUAAUGUCAGUGCUAACUGCAUCCUAAUUUUACUGUGGCAACUGGAAACUCUUGUUUUGCUGAUUUUCAGAUUAAGAAGGUACAUUUUAUUGGUACAACUACUAUAGCUGUGGAAAGUAUCUUCCAUUUUUGAAGUUACAUAAAGAAAGGCUUAUUUGAGUGAUUUUUAUUUCUUGCCUUCUGCUGGAGAGUGAAAGCAAAUAGUUGCUUCUUCCAUGUCCAUUAACUUCCAGUUUGGUUAAAAAGACCACAGUAGCAUAUAUAAAUGGAGCAUACAGGUUACUUAGUGAGCCUAGAUGUAGCACCUCAAAUUCAAUUUAAAGUAACAUUUGUGUUUCAGGGAGAUUCCAAACUGGAAAUUUUCCUGAAUGGGGGUGCAGGAAACUUCUGAUAGUGUGUUUUAGAUUCAGCAAUAAGAUUCCAGAUUAUAUAUGUACUUGUGUCAGUAUAAAUUUCAUAGUGACCUACAUUGAGGUAUCCUUACAUCAAGUACUGUAGAAUGAUGUUAAAGCUCUUAAAGAAACUCUAGAAAAGGUAUUUUAGAAUGAAAUUAAUGCCUUUGAGUCAUAAUUGAUAUGUGUAAGAUGCAUACUGGAAGCAUUUAAAAAAUACAAGUGCAGUAACAGAGAAUUAGUCUUCUUUUGAGAGCUAUGUUUCAGGAGCAGGUUUUUUUAUGAAUAUAAAAUAAACAGCUACAUAAUUAUUUAGACAAUAACAUUUUAAAAGAGCUAUAUCUUUUAUAAUGAGAUAUGAAAUUAUUUAAGUACUCCAUUUUGCAAUUAAUGCAGCAUCUCAUGAUCAAUAUUGAAAUGUGAUUUAUAUUACAGAAUGCAUAUUAACUACUAUACUUGACAAUAUUUAGAAAAUGUAAAGCAUGGAACCUAAAUUAUAGGUUUACAUUUCUUUCAAGAAACUAUGAAAUGGUGGAAAUAGCUUUUGUUUAAGCACGCUGUAAAGUCAAACAUGGGCUAUAUUUAUCAACGUAAAUUGAAAUUUUUGAGGAAGUUUGCCAACAUUGUUUGCCAAGUUAUCAGGGUUUUUUCUGUUUUAAAUCUUGAUAUUCACACUGAUCUCUAAUUCACAUAAUGCUUGUGGAAGCUUUCUAAAGUUUAAUACAUCUGCUCUUUCUUUAUAAAACAUUUAUUCCAAGCAAAGGUAUUAAAUAUUUAAUUGUUUCUCAACUUUUGUCCACACUUAAAUAGUCUUAAAGUGUAUUUUGAAAACACUUCAGCUAUAAUCAGCAUGCUCUUGGUGAUCUGAAGCAAUCAUGCUGCACUUAGAUUUUUGCAGCAUUUGGGUUUGUUGUUGGUUACCCUGACAGAGCCCUGCAGUAUUUUUUCCUACACCCUCCCAAAGAGUCACAGAGCAGCAUUAAACUGGUGAAAACCAAGGCAGAUUUUGUCUUUGGUCCAGAAAAACGUGACCCUUUGUGUUCAAUGCUGCUGGCAGUUAAUGAGUUGGGACAAAAAGUAUUUUAUCAAAGGAAAAAAAAAAAAAAAAAGGGUAAUGGCAGGGCCCAGAUGAGCCUUACAGCAGAGAUGAUUUUGGUUUGUUUCUGAGAAGUGCAGAGCUGUUACUACUCGGCUGGCAGUGGCCCCUGUCACAGCCAGAUGCCACAGCUGGGAUUGUGGUUAUUGCUGAGCUCUGGUAACUCCCGGGGGUGUGAGUGGGACCUGAACUCUUUGGUACUGAAUCUUUAGCCUCAAACCCCCAUGUGCAAUAUGACAUGGUCUGACCCGGUUCACUGCCAAGUCCUCUGCCCCGUUUUGCUGGCCUGCGAAGGGCUGUGGUGUUUCCUUUUUUGUGAGGACAUGACAGAGCCAGCGUGCUCACUGGAGGUGAUGAAUUAAUGCUAUUGGAAGUCUUUGAUCGCCCACAUUGGGUGGAGCUUGAUGUAUAUUCUAAAGUGUAUCCAUUACUAACUCCUGAGUGCUUGAGAGCUGGUACCACCUUCUUUAAGUGCAUUGUGGAAAAUUUAACUAGAGGCUAUACAAUAAUGAGGUUGAGUCUGUAGUACUACUACUGUUUCAUGUGAUUGUGGUAUUUAGGUCUGUUUUUUCCCAAUGUGUAGAAUUUUAACAUAGCACAGGGAAUCUAACCUUUCAUUCAAUGACUUUCUCCAGAUAUGCUGCAUUUAAGGUGAAUAACUUGACCCUUGGUUCUUGCAAAGUAAUGGAAGAUUUUGUGUAGCAUUUAUAUCUCCAAAAAACUUUUACAGGUUUUGCUUUUCUAGUCCAUGAAGGAAACCUGUAUUUGCUAUGAGACAAAUAUGCUGAAAAUGUAACAUUUUAUUUCUUCGUAAUGGAAUUUUUUGCCUUUUUUUUUUUUUUUUUUUUUUUUUGGUGUGUUUGCUUGUGCAUUAAAUCAGUAGAGCAUUAUUUGCACAAGCAGAAAAUUAACAUACUAACGAGCAUUUUUAUGUUUCUUUGUCAUGCAAUAAAUACUUGCAGCAUAAAUGAGAAUAUUUUCAGUUACUAUGAACUUGUUUCAAAGGUCUUCGGUACAUUUAAGGAGAGCAAUAUACAUUUGAAGUCACCUUAUUUUGUAUUAAAUUAUAAAUUGUGCAAAGAGGUGGGUAUUGUGGCACAGUAAUUUUGUACUGAUAUGAAAUAUAUAGCUGUUAAAGCUAUGGUUUGCUUUUUAACUCAUUCUUUUCAUCCUAAUGCAAAUUUGAGUGUUUUUAUUAGGUUGUAUUUUUCUAUGUAUAUAUACAACUUCAAAAUACUAUGAUUGGGUAAACCGAAAAAUGUAAGUAUUGAUUUGAUUCUGAUAUUUAGAAUUUUGGAAUAAAAUACCUCUUAAUCAACAGAAA
Messenger RNA from Hirundo rustica (Barn swallow), 8496 nucleotides. RefSeq names its product integrin subunit alpha V (gene ITGAV). NCBI's taxonomy places the organism in Eukaryota, Metazoa, Chordata, Aves, Passeriformes, Hirundinidae. Gene Ontology annotation, biological process: cell adhesion mediated by integrin; integrin-mediated signaling pathway; angiogenesis. The transcript is spliced from 30 exons. Gene Ontology annotation, cellular component: integrin complex; external side of plasma membrane. The record is from RefSeq and is a predicted model, not a curated record. The coding region runs from base 1 to 3108 and encodes 1035 amino acids. Gene Ontology annotation, molecular function: integrin binding.